Rhinolophus ferrumequinum (greater horseshoe bat) is the source of this 7396-nucleotide messenger RNA. RefSeq names its product ninein (gene NIN). The transcript is spliced from 32 exons. Gene Ontology annotation, biological process: microtubule anchoring at centrosome; centrosome localization; centrosome-templated microtubule nucleation. The coding region runs from base 149 to 6634 and encodes 2161 amino acids. Lineage: Eukaryota; Metazoa; Chordata; Mammalia; Chiroptera; Rhinolophidae. The record is from RefSeq and is a predicted model, not a curated record. Gene Ontology annotation, cellular component: centriole; mitotic spindle pole; pericentriolar material. Gene Ontology annotation, molecular function: calcium ion binding.
CGCCUGCGAGCCCUGAGCGCGCCCGCGGCCAUGGUGCCCGCGGCGGCGCCCGGCGCCUGAGCCCCGGGAGGCGAGCCGUGGAGGCAGGCGGCCGGCUGUGCGGGCGCAACGGAGAGGUCGACAGAAGGUGAGCGCUGUGGGCUAUGGGAUGGAUGAGGUGGAGCAGGACCAGCAUGAGGCCCGACUCAAGGAGCUGUUUGACAGUUUUGACACGACGGGCACUGGGUCCCUGGGACAGGAAGAACUCACCGACCUUUGUCACAUGUUGAGCUUGGAGGAAGUGGCCCCAGUGCUGCAAGAGACUCUGCUUCAGGACAAUCUCUUGGGCAGGGUGCAUUUUGACCAGUUUAAAGAAGCAUUAAUACUUAUCUUGUCUAGAACGCUAUCCAACGAAGAACACUUUCAGGAACCAGCAUCUGUGAGUGUCAGCUGCCAACAAGUAGCUCGGGUGUCUGGGCCGCUCCUGAAUACUCACAAGCUGACACACUCUCUUCUGAUAAAAGACUGCUCACUAGAGGCUCAGCCCAAAUAUGUUAGAGGUGGGAAGCGUUAUGGACGAAGGUCCUUACCUGAGUUUCAAGAAUCCGUGGAGGAGUUUGCAGAGGUGACAGUGAUUGAGCCACUAGAUGAAGAAGCCCGGCCUUCACACAUCCCGACCGGUGACCGCAGCGAGCACUGGAAGACGCCACACAGUGAGGAGUAUGAAGCGGAAGGCCAGUUAAAAUUUUGGAAUCCAGAUGAUUUGAAUGCCUCCCAAAGUGGGUCUUCCCCUCCCCAAGACUGGAUAGAAGAAAAACUGCAGGAGGUUUGUGAAGAUUUGGGGAUUACCCGUGAUGGUCACCUGAACCGAAAGAAGCUGGUCUCCAUCUGCGAGCAGUAUGGUUUGCAGAAUGUCGACGGAGAGAUGCUUGAGGAAGUCUUCCAUAAUCUUGAUCCUGAUGGUACAAUGAGUGUAGAAGAUUUUUUCUAUGGCCUGUUCAAAAAUGGAAAAUCUCUUACACCAUCAGCAUCUACUCCAUAUAGACAAUUGAAAAGGCACCUCUCCAUGCAGUCUUUCGAUGAGAGUGGACGACGUACCACGACCCCAUCGGCGAUGAUGAGUACCAUGGGCUUCCGGGUCUUCUCCUGCCUGGAUGACGGGAUGGGCUAUGCAUCAGUGGAGAGAAUACUCGACACCUGGCAGGAAGAGGGCAUUGAGAACAGCCAGGAAAUUCUGAAGGCCUUGGAUUUCAGCCUUGAUGGAAACAUCAACUUGACAGAAUUGACACUGGCUCUUGAAAAUGAACUUUUGGUCACCAAGAAUGGCAUUCACCAGGCAGCUCUGGCCAGCUUUAAAGCUGAGAUCCGGCAAUUGCUGGAGCGAGUUGAUCAAGUGGUCAGAGAAAAAGAGAAGCUACGGUCAGAUCUGGACAAAGCUGAGAAGCUGAAGUCUCUAAUGGCCUCAGAGGUGGAUGAUCACCAUGCAGCCAUAGAGCGACGGAAUGAGUACAAUCUCAGGAAAUUGGACGAAGAGUACAAGGAGCGCAUAGCAGCCUUAAAGCAUGAACUCCGAAAGGAGAGAGAGCAGAUCAUGCAACAGGUGGGCAAACAGCGCUUGGAACUUGAGCAGGAAAUUGAAAAGGCAAAAACAGAAGAGAACUAUAUCCGGGACCGCCUGGCCCUCUCUUUAAAGGAAAACAGUCGUCUAGAAAAUGAGCUUCUGGAAAAUGCAGAGAAGUUGGCAGAAUAUGAGAAUCUGACAAAUAAACUUCAGCGGAAUUUGGAAAAUGUGUUAGCAGAAAAGUUUGGUGAUCUUGAUCCCAGCAGUGCUGAAUUCUUUCUGCAAGAAGAGAGGCUGACACAGAUGAGAAAUGAAUAUGAGCAGCAGUGCAGGGUAUUACAAGACCAAGUGGAUGAACUCCAGUCUGAGCUGGAAGAAUAUCGUACACAAGGCAAAGUUUUCAGACUUCCCUUAAAGAACUCGCUGUCAGAAGAACUUGAUGUUAACAGUGGUUGCCUUGAACCUGACCAGGGGCUUGGUUCUGAAGAAUGCAACCCACUGAAUAUGAGCAUUGAGGCGGAGCUGGUCAUCGAGCAGAUGAAAGAACUUCAUCACCGGGACUUGUGCCGCCUAAGACUGGAGCUUGAAGAUAAAGUGCACCAUUAUGAAAAGCAGCUAGGUGAAACCAAGGCUGCCUGUGAAAAGGAGCAGGAGAACAUGAAGCAAAAGUAUGAGAAUGAAGUGCACAUCUUGGAAAAACAAAUAAGUGACCUUAAAAAUCAAAUUGCAGAACUUCAGGGCCAGGCAGUGGUGCUCAAGGAGGCACAACAUAUGACUACCUGCAGACACGAGGAGGAGAAACAACAACUGCAAAUGAGGUGGGAUGAAGAAAAGACUCUCCUGCAGGAGAAGCUGAGGCUGGAGCAUGAGGCAGAGCUCAAGGAGAAACUGGAGCAGGCGGAGGAAAACUUUAACCGAGAGAGGGAAGGGCUUAUUCACAGUGGUGCCUGGACCGAAGAGAAGGUGAGAGGCUUGACUCAGGAACUAGAGCAGUUUCAUCAGGAGCAGCUGAAAAGCCUGGUGGAGAAGCAUACUCUUGAGAAAGAGGAGUUACGCAAAGAGCUCUUGGAAAAACACCAAAGGGAACUUCAAGAGGGAAGGGAAAAAAUGGAAAUUGAGUGUAAUAGAAGAACCUGUCAGAUAGAAGCCCAGUUUCAGGAGGAUUGUCAGAAAGUCACUGAGAGAUGUGGAAAUGCUCUGCGAAGCCUGGAGGGGCACUACCGCCAAGAGCUUCAGGAGCUCCUGGAACAGCAGCACGAAGAGAGAGCCCAGUGGGAGUUUGAGAAAGACGAGCUCACCCAGGAGUGUGCAGAAGCCCAGGAGCAGCUUAAAGAGACUCUCCAAAGAGAGAAAGCAACUUCUCUGGUCCUAACCCAGGAGAGAGAGAUGCUGGAGAAAACAUAUAAAGAACAUUUGAAUAGCAUGGUUGUUGAGAGAGAGCAGCUGCUCAAAGACCUGGAAGAUCUAAGAAAUAUGUCUGAAAGUCAGCAGAGCCUACUGUCCAACCAGGUACUUGAGCUGAAAAGCAGUCACGAGAGAGAGCUGAAGGACCGCGAGCAGGUCCUGUGCCAGGCAGGCGUCUCAGAGCAGCUGGCCAACCAGUGGCGUCAAAGGCUAGAAAUGGAACGUGACCAGGAGAGGCAGGAAAUGAUGUCCAAGCUUCUGGUCCUGGAGAAUAUCCACAAAGUGACCUGUGAGAAAGCAGAUCAAGACAGAGCCAAGAUGAGCACAGAAAUCUCCCGGCUUCAGAAUAAAAUUAAGGAAAUGCAGCAGGUGGCAUCUCCUCCCUCCAGACUUCAGAAUGGCUGCCAGGAAAUAGGAGGGGAAGAGACAGAAGGAAGUGGAGCCAUGUCCCUGCUCCAGCAAGGAGAGCGGCUGUUGGAAGAGAACGGAGAUGUCCUCUUAAGCCUGCAGAGAGCUCACGAACGAGCAGUGAAGGAAAAUGUGAAAAUGGCUACUGAAAUUUCUAGAUUGCAACAGAGGCUGCAAAAAUUAGAGCCAGGAUCAGUAAUGUCUUCUUGUUUAGAUAAGCCAACUACUGGAUUUUUUGGAAAUUCUGUGGAACAAACAGAGCCAUUUUUACUGCAAAACCGAGUGAAGCAAAUAGAAGGUGUCCUGAGUGAUCUGCAAGACGAUGAGGUUCAGGAUCUGGAAAGCACAGGAACGAGCUCUGUUCAGAGACAGGAGGUCAAAAUAGAGGAGUCUGAAGCAUCAAUAGAGAGUUUUUCUGAGCUUGAAAAUAGUGAGGAGACCAGGACUGAAACCUGGGACCUAAAGAAUCAGGUUUGUCAACUUCAGGAACAACUAAGGAUCUUACAUGCAGAUUGCGAUCGAGCUUCUGAAAAGAAACAAGACCUCCUGUUUGAUGUUUCUGUGCUCAAAAAGAAACUAAAUGUGCUUGAGAGAAUCCCUGAGGCUUCUCCCAAGUACAAAUUGUUAUAUGAAGAUGCUAGUAGAGAAAACGACUGUCUCCAGGAAGAGCUGAGAGUGAUGGAGACACGCUAUGAUGAAGCACUAGAAAACAACAAAGAACUCACUUCAGAGGUUUUGAGAUUACAGACUGAGCUAAAGAAAGUUGAAGAAGUGACCGAAACAUUCCUUAGCCUCGAAAAGAGUUAUGAUGAGGUCAGAAGAGAAAACGAGGAUCUACAUGUUCUGGUUUUAAGACUUCAGGGCAAGAUUGGGAAGCUGCAAGAAAGAGCAAUGUUCCGGUGUGACUGCUUCUCCUUGUGGGAGACCCACUUAGAGAACUUGGACGAUGAACCUGAUGAAAAGGCAGUUGAACUAAAUCAGACACUGGAAGCGUGUGUGCCGAAGGUGAUGAAUGUACACCAUAUUAUAGAAGGACAUUAUCAAGAAAACCAGUAUCUUGAGCAGAAUACACAGAUCCUGGAAAAAGUAAAAGCACAUGAAAUUGCCUGGCUACACAGAACAAUCCGGACACAUCGAGAAAAGCCUGGAGAACAGAACCAAGUUAUACUGGAGGAAAACACUGCUCUCCUAAGCCGGCAAGACAGACAUUUUCAGCGUCGAGCCAUGAUAGCAGAGUUAGAACUGGAGAAAAAAAAGCUGCAGGAGCUGACUAGGAAGUUGAGGGAGAGAGUCACUAAUUUAGUUAAGCAGAAGGAUGUACCUUCUCAAGGAGGAAAGGAGGAAGAGCUGAAGGCAAUGAUGCUUGACUUGCAAAGCACGUGCAGUGAGAUGCAGCAAAAAGUUGAACUUCUGAGAUAUGAAUCUGAGAAGCUUCAAGAAGAAAAUUCUAUUUUGAGAAAUGAAAUUACCACUUUAAAUGAAGAAGAUAGCAUUUCUAACCUGCAACUGGAGAAAUUAAAUGGAUCUCAGGAAGAAAUAUGGCAAAAAAUAGAAACUAUAAAAGAGGAGAAAGCUGCAGUUCAGAAGAUGGUUGAAAAUUUAAAGAAACAGAUUUCAGAAUUGAAAACCAAAAACCAACAGUUGGAUUUGGAAAAUGCAGAACUUAGCCAAAAGAACUCUCGAAAUCAGAAAGAAUUACAAGAACUUAAUCAGCGUCUGGCAGAAGUGCUGUGCCAGAAGGAUGAAGAGCCAGGACACAGCACAUCUGAGGAGUGGGAAGCAGAAAAGUCUCAUCUGAAAGAAGAACUGGAACACUGUAAAGUACAGUCCUCUACUGUAGUGUCUUCCCUGGAGGCAGAACUUUCCGAAGUUAAAAUACAGACUCAUAUUGUGGAACAGGAAAAUCUCCUUCUCAAAGAUGAACUGGAGAAACUGAAACAACUGCACAGAUGUCCUGAUCUCUCUGACUGCCAGCAAAAAAUUUCUAGUGUUCUAAGCUACAAUGAAAAACUGCUGCAAGAAAAGGAAGCUCUAAGUGAAGAAUUAAAUAGCUGUGUUGAUAAGUUAGCAAAAUCAAGUCUUUUAGAGCACAGAAUUGCUACCAUGAAGCAAGAACAGAAGUCUUGGGAACACCAGAGUGAAAGCUUAAAGGUGCAGUUAGUAACUUCACAGGAAAAGGUUCAGAAUUUAGAGGAAACCCUGCAGGAUGUAAACCUGCAAAUGUCCCAGAUUAAAUCCGACCUACAAGUGACUCAGCAGGAAAAGGAGUCUUUAAAACAAGAAGUAAUGUCAUUACAUAAGCAACUUCAGAAUACAGGUGACAAGAACUGGGCCCCAGAAGUAGCCACCCAUCCAUCAGGAUUCCAUAACCAGCAGCAAAGCCUCUCUUGGGACAAGUUGGAUCAUCUGAGGAAUGAGGAACAACAGCUGCUUUGGCAAGAGAAUGAGAGACUCCAAAAUGUGGUGCAGAACACCAAAGCGGAACUCACACACUCCCGGGAGAAGGUCCGUCAACUGGAAUCCAACCUUCUUCCCCCCAAGCACCAAAAACAUCUAAACUCCUCAGGUACAUUGAAGCCCUCAGAGCAGGAGAAGUUGAGCUUAAAGAGAGAGUGUGAAGAGUUUCAAAAGGAACGGUCUCCUACUAACAGGAAGGUCAAUCAGAUGAAUUCACUUGAACGAGAAUUAGAAACGAUUCAUUUGGAAACCGAAGGCCUGAAAAAGAAACAAGUAAAACUGGAUGAGCAGCUAAUGGAGAUGCAGUAUGUGAGGUCCACGGGGACGCUUAGCCCAUCCCCUCCUGCUUGGGACCUGCGGCUGCUCCAGCAGCAAGCCUGUGCCGUGGUGCCCAGGGAGCAGUUUCUGCAGCUUCAGCACCAGCUGCUGCAGGCAGAAAGGAUAAAUCAGCGCCUGCAGGAGGAACUUGAAAACAGGACCUCGGAAACCAACACACCACAGGGAAACCAGGAACAACUGGUAACUGCCAUGGAGGAACGAAUGAUAGAAGUUGAACAGAAAUUAAAACUGGUGAAAAGGCUUCUCCAGGAGAAAGUGAAUCAGCUCAAAGAACAACUCUGCAAGAACACUAAAGCAGAUGCCAUGGUGAAGGAUCUGUAUGUUGAAAAUGCCCAGUUGCUGAAAGCUCUGGAAAUGACUGAACAGCGACAAAAAACAGCAGAGAAGAAAAAUUACCUCCUAGAAGAGAAGAUUGCCAGCCUCAGCAAUAUAGUCAGGAAUUUGACACCAGCACCACUGAUUUCCACACCUCCCUUGAGAUCAUAGCAAAGCCAAAGGAUACAGUCAUAUUUGUGCACUUUACUGAAAUGGAUGGAACAUUUCAGUAGGCUCUCUCAACCUUUUUUUGUAUUUAUUUAUUUAAAAAACUUUUAAUGGCAUAAAGUUAAGCGUAACCUAAAACUGCCAGCAAUAGAAUUGGAGUCUCCGCUCAUUGUAAUGAGUUUUCCUAAAUAGACUCUAAUGGGAGUUGCAAACAAACAUUCACAUUUCACUGUUUCGAUUACUCCCAAGUUUUGAAUUUUAAAAUAUUCUAAUAGCCACCAAGAAGGUAGAUUUUGAAAACAAUUCAAGAAGCUUAAAACCUCAAUUUUGAAUGAAUUUUUAAAAAUCAUUACUAUAUACUAAUCAAUCUGUAAAUUCAAGAUAUUUUAAGUUUGAGAUCUAAUUUUGUUGUUUUGAUCUUUAUUUUAAACCAAAUGUAUGCCUUCCUCACAUUUAAAUAUGGGAAAGGCAUUCCGUUUCUAAUAGUUUGGUUCUUUGAACUAUUUGGCAGUCUUUCUAUUUGGUAACAGAAACUGGGCUCAAUAACUACUGAGGUCAGAAAAGCCAGAGUCUAUAGAACUCUACCUUCUAAUACCUGUGACAGUAUUAGCACUCUUGAGGUGUUAUAGAUACAAAACUGAUUUACUCAACUGCACUGUUAACUACCCUAUUUCCCCAAAAUAAGACCUAACCGGACCAUCAGCUCUAAUGCGUCUUUUGGAGCAAAAAUUAAUAUAAAGCCCAGUAUUAUUACAUUAUGUUAUA